AUGAUGUUCGUCACGUACGCAAAACCUCUAGUCGGCGCUCGCAGAGGUUUGGCACCCACCGGUUCCGCAGCACCGGGCGUUUAUCCGUUGACCGAGGUACUGUUGCGAGACCGACUACGACGCCAACGGCAGUGCCGAACCGCCCGGCGGAACAUCAUAGCAAACCUCUCAUCUGAACAGUCUCGGAAGAAGCAUACGGUCGUGCCGAUCACAACGCGGAAGCAUAUCGAGGAAGCAAUCCGUGACGGGACACUCGACCAGCUCAAGCUAAAUCCAUACGAGUUGCCGAAACUGAACUCGGACUAUCUUCGUCACCCAUUAAUGGAAGAACUGGGCAACGACCAGAUCUUCAUCUCCGAUGACUGCAUCGGACUUAUCAAGUUCCAUGGCGGAUAUCUCCAAGAUAACCGAGAUCAACGUGUUCGCGGGGAGCUCAAGAAAUACCAGUUCAUGCUCCGUCUGAAAAUGCCCGCCGGCGAGUGUCCGCCUUCGCUGUAUACGACACUCGACGACAUCAGUGAAACCUAUGGGAACAAGACGCUGCGGCUCACGACGCGCUCUUCGUUCCAAAUCCACGGCAUCCAUAAAUCCAAUCUGAAAACCGUCGUCCAGAGCAUCGUGCGAGCGGGCGGCGGGCUGUAUGGUGCGAGCGGCGACUGCUCGCGCAACGUCAUCGCGCCGCCGGCGCCCUUCGUCGAUGCCGCGUAUGCGCAGGCACGACACGUUGCCAGAAUGGUGGCAGAGCUGUUCGCGAUUCAGUCGCACGCGUUUGCGGAUCUGUGGCUCGAUGGGGAGCUUGCCGCCAGCAUCGAGUACUGGAAGAAGGAGCUGGACAUGGACGAAGUUCGACGACUCAUGACGGAGGAUAACGGGCGUGGUCAGGUUCUGCAGGAUUCCGUCGAGCCGCUUUACGGAAAGCUGUACCUUCCGCGCAAGUUCAAAGUUGGUGUCACUGUUCCCGGGGAUAAUUCUAUCGACAUCUACACACACGACAUUGGAAUCGUCGUUUUUUGUGAUGCGCAGGGUCAACUGGAAGGUGCCAAUAUUCUCGUCGGCGGCGGCAUGGGUCGCACUCAUAACAAAGAGGAGACCUUCGCGCGUGCUGCCGAUCCGCUGGGGUACGUACCGGCAGCGGCGCUGUACGACACACUCAAAGCGAUCUUGGCUGCCCAGCGGGACCACGGCAAUCGUGCAGUUCGCACGAACGCCCGGAUGAAGUACCUGGUGCAUCGGCUGGGCAUCGAUCGAUUCCGCGAACUCGUCAAGUCGUAUAUGGUGGGUGGUGGCAGUGCGCUAGAGUCGAUACGCUCCAUGCCGCCGUGGACUUUCCAGGAUUAUCUGGGUUGGCGCGAGCAAGGAGACGGACGCUGGUUUUUCGGCCUCUACGUACAGAACGGGCGGAUCAAAGACGAGCUGAAGAAAGCACUCCGUGCCCUAACGGAUCGCUUCAACUUUCCCCUGGUAUGUACGCCGCAGCAGAACCUUCUCAUCACGCAGGUGCCAGCGACAGCGCGCCCUGACGUCGAGACGCUGCUGGCGUCGUUCGGCGUCGAGACGGCAGCAUCCGCACUGGAUCCGCUGAUGCGUGACGCGAUGGCGUGUCCAGCGUUGCCGCUGUGUCCGCCGGCGAUCACGGAGGCGGAGCGUGUCAUGCCGCGCUACGUGCAGCGCGUGCGCGAGCUGCUGUCCAAAGUCGGCAUCUCGCCGCACGCAUCGUUCGUGAUGCGCAUGACUGGAUGCCCGAACGGGUGCACGCGUCCGUACAUGGCCGAGUUGGGAUUCGUCGGAUCAGGUCCGAAUUGUACGUAUCAGGUGUGGCUGGGCGGGAGCCCGAUGCAGACGCGCCUCGCGUGGCCGUAUAUCGAUCGGGUGACGGACGAUCAGGUGGAGCGCGUCCUGGAGCCGGUGUUUGUAUUCUGGAAAAGCGCACGCGAGCCGGACGAGUCCUUUGGAGACUUUUGCGAUCGAGUUGGGAAGGCGCAACUCGAGGCGUAUGCGCAACGUUAUUGGGAUGGGGUGCCGGCAGCGCCCGUAUCGUAG
Molecule: messenger RNA, 2040 nt
Organism: Cyanidioschyzon merolae strain 10D
Lineage: Eukaryota; Rhodophyta; Bangiophyceae; Cyanidiales; Cyanidiaceae
Product: sulfite reductase, ferredoxin dependent
Exons: 1
Coding region: 1-2040 (679 amino acids)
Molecular function (GO): heme binding; sulfite reductase (ferredoxin) activity; 4 iron, 4 sulfur cluster binding
Source: RefSeq, a predicted model, not a curated record